CAUCUGUCACUACUCCACCACACAUCUGUCACUACUCCAUAACACAUCUGUCACUACUCCACCACUCGUCUAUCACACCACAUCACACACUCCUCCAUCACACACGACUCCGCCAUCAUCCGUCACUACUCCACCACCCAUCAGACACUCCUCCACCUCUCCCCCGUCCCGUCCUCCGCGCCCCAUCUCCCUCCCGUCUCCCCCUCUCCUGACGCCUCCUCCCUCGUCUUCUCUCUCCCUCCUCCUCCUCCUCCCUCCCGGCCUCUCCCGGUCCCCUCCUCCCGCCUGUCUCCGGGCAGGACACGGAAGAUGGCGGCGGAUGAUCGGUCCCGGUCGGACUCGGCUAAAGAGAAGCGGCAGGUGCAGCUGAGGGGGUGGCUGGGCUCCGAGACGGAUCGAUGUCUGCCGCCCGGCUCCACUCGCCGCCCGCCCCGGGUGCGCUUCGCCCAAGGAGCCGUGUUUAUGGCCGCCUGUUCGGCUGGAGACCGGGAGGAGGUUCGGCAACUGCUGGCGGCCGGAGCUCAGAUCAAUAGCACCAACGUGGACGGGCUGACGGCUCUGCACCAGGCCUGUAUUGAUGAAAAUAUGGACAUGGUUCAGUUUCUGGUGGAGAACGGAGCGUGCGUGAACCAGCAGGACAACGAGGGGUGGACCCCGCUCCACGCAGCAGCGUCCUGUGGCUUUGUGAGCAUAGCACAGUACUUGAUCUCUAAAGGUGCAAAUGUAGCUAUUGUAAAUAGUGAAGGGGAGCUCCCUCUGGACGUGUCUCACGAGAGCGCCAUGGAGAAACUGCUGAAGAGUGAGAUCAAGAAGCAAGGUGUUGAUUUAGAUGCAGCACGAAAAGAGGAGGAGGAGCUUAUGUUAAGAGAUGCGCGACGUUGGGUGAACAAUGGAAAAUACGAAGACAUUCGGCAUCAUUCCACUGGGGCUACUCCUUUGCAUGUAGCAGCUGCAAAAGGCUAUACCGAAGUCAUAAGGAUGCUUCUACAAUUGGGCUUUGACGUGGAUUCCCGGGACUUGGAUGGAUGGACUCCUCUGCACGCAGCCGCUCACUGGGGCCAACAAGAAGCAUGCCGCCACCUGUGUGAGGCUCUCUGUGACAUGGAGGCUGUCAACAAAGUGGGCCAGACACCCUUUGAUGUUGCAGACGACGGUUUGGAAUCUUUCCUGGAAGAGAUGAAGAAGAAACAGAGUGUGUUACGCUUGGAGAAGAUGAAGAAUGCGCCGCAGAUAAUGUCUCAGACGAGUCCUCCUAAUCAAAAUGCGGCUGGCAGAACUAGGAGGAGUUCUAUUUCUCGUCUGAGCAGCCAAGAGAAGGUUGCACUUCGUGUGCAAGACAAAGAACGCCGAACACAGCCCAUCAGCUCUACAGUACCCACCAGCCAACCAAUUGCUUCCAGUUCUGAUGAAUCUGGCUCUGAUGCUGAGUCUGAAAAAGUGAAAGCUCAAGAAAGAAUUAAUAAUCUAAACAAUCAGUUGCGCAACCUUUCAACGACAACCACAAAGAAGACCUCAGCAGUACCGGAGCAGGAGAAAACUGAGCCACCCUUAGGCUCAUGGCGAGCCUCCUUGAGGAAGACUGGUAGUUCUGGCACAUUGAGCUCUGGCACCACGUCUGAAGAAGGCAGGAGGGCAGCACUACCUAAAUCUGCCUCCAGCUCCCAGCUAGCAGACAGAGACAAGACUGGGUCUGAACUCCGUUUAGCUCGUGUACCUCCAAGUCAAAAACUGUUUAGUAACCAGGAAAAUGUGAGGGAGUCUCAGUAUAGCCGCGGGUCAUUCACUCGGCAGCGCACUGAUGGAGAUGAAGGACUCAACUCACUCCGUAGACAGAGGGAGCCUCUGACAUCAAGGUCUGAAUCAACCCUAUCGAGAAGAGAGGCAUCGACAACUAAGCCAGAAACUACAUUAACAAGUGGAAACACUUUGUCUUCUAAAGUAGAUGCCAAUGUGUCACUGCCAAAUUCACUUACAAGAACCUCUGACACUGCAAACACCACAAGUACAAAUUCAGAGCCAGUCACCACUACAGAGACCAAAGAGCGACGCAGGUCUUACCUGACCCCUGUGAGAGAUGAAGAGGCUGAAGCUCAGAGAAAGGCAAGGUCUCGACAUGCACGACAGUCUCGCCGAUCCACUCAGGGAGUGACUCUCACAGAUCUGAAAGAGGCUGAAAAGGUCAUUAAAGGUCAACAGGAAAAUAAAGACACCGUGUCAGAGCCAGAGAAGACCCAGGACGAGACCAGCAAAGACAACAAUACAAAGCCAAGGAGCAGCCGUGCCACCAGUGAUGAUGGGGGAGAGGUCAGCUGGAGAUCCCGAAUCGCCAGUUUGCAGAAAUCUGAUCUUUUAGGUUUAACCACUCCAGAUCCAACUCCAACAUCUUCAGGUUCACAGAGACGUGGAGGAGGACAGAGCCUAGAGAGCAAAGAGAUGCAGAAGUCCCAGGAGGACGAGAAAGAAAGUGACGAACGAGGUGGCAGGGGCAAGGCAGGUGUGCGGGAUCGGAGAAGGCCACGAGGGAAGAGGAGAUCCACUGGAGUUCCAUUGACCACAAGAGAUAGUGAUGGUGAGGAAUCUGAGGAAGAGGAUGGAACAGAGGAAAGUCCGCCAACUCAGGUAGAUGGACUUGGCUCUCGUACUAAAACAUCUUUUAGGACAGACACAGUUUCCAAUGCGCACACUGCAAGCCGGGUAGAAGCAGCCAUUGCGGCUGAACACAGGGACACGAAGGAUUUUAAAAAGAUGUAUGAAGACUUGAUGAGAGACAAUGGACGUCUUCGCUCCCAGCUGCUAAACACCCAAAACUUGGUGAAUGAGACUAAAGCAGAGUUGGAAAGAGCCAACCAAAGGCAGGAAAGAAGUGUUGACAGAUCCUUUCUGAUUGAUACAGAGAAGAAGGAGAAGGUAAUCUUGGAGCGUAGAGUAUCUGAACUUCAAGAUGAGCUGAAGGUUCUCGGGGAUCUGAAGGCUGAUAACCAGCGCUUGAAAGAUGAGAACGGAGCUCUAAUCCGAGUUAUUAGUAAGCUAUCCAAAUAGCAGCGCUGCCUCAGGACCUGCUCCAUGUUACCUGCUCUCCCUCCAGUCACCCCAAUGGGACAGACCAGGUGGAUGUAGAAUAUGACAGGGAGCUGGGGAUUAUUGGAUGUGUGAUCUGCCUCUCCUCCAUAUUACCACUUCACUUGUUUUCCACACCGCCACCCCUGAGACUGUCUGGGAAUUGUCACUUCAGAGGCCACUUUGGGAGCUAUACUGUUAACACAGUCAAAGAUCAAGACCACCUGCAAAUAGUGGAGGGCUGUGCACCAAACAAAAACAGACUUCUCAGAGUCCUUUUAAGACAAAAGUUUUUAAGACAAAAUGUUGGUUGAAAAAAAGGCGAUUUACGACGCUCAACAUUCAGGGCAGCUUUCCUGACAUUGUGGCACAUUUCUAGAAUAUAGAUUUUCGGCAGCCUUAUGAGAAUCUAGCCUUAAACACAGGAACUGAUUCCAACCUCCCAAGAUAUUCCACUUGCGACCUCCACCUAUAAACCAUUCAGUGAUGGUAUAAAAGGAUAACAGGACAGGCAAACACCAUUUUGUCAUCCCGCAAAUCCCUCGUGCCUUGACCUUGUGGAGUACUAUGGAUUAUUAGAGAGGAAUUCUGAUGGCUCCGAUACCAGAGGGUGCCUGCUGUAUAAUUCCUGACCACUGCUUCCUCCUACUCCAGAUAGUCACAGGACGGAGAACAGAGAUAUGAGUGGGGAGAGCAACACUUGACCAUCCAGAUCCAAUGUUUGGAAGAGCACAAGUCAAUAUGAUCGUGUUUUGUCUUGGUUUGUUUUUUCCUUCUGUUUUUUUUUUCUUUUUUUUUUCCUUUCGCAACUGAUGUCACUUUGUUGAGCAAGCUGCCAGUAUGGGUAGGUAACACCGUAUGGUCUGUUUCAUGAGCACAUUUUAAACACUAGAAUCUUUUGCAUUAUUCCCCCCCCCCCCCCCCCACAUUUGAUAGGUUUUCGUAUUGUUUUAUCAGGAAGAGAGAGGAUUUUUAGUUUAUUUAUUAUCAUUAUUUUUACGUUGGGAGGCUGUGGUCAUUUUCUUUCUCCUCCCCUUGAGAGGUAUUUCAGAUAAAAUCGCCACCUAAGGGCAAUGCUGCUAUUACAGAAUAAUUUAGCAUUCAUAGAAAACUCUAGUUCCAGUACGGGACGUUUGGAUAGAGCUGAGCUGUCACAUGGCAUUGUGCCCUCUCCAACUUUACACGGACAGUGGGGGGUUACAGAAGAGGUGGAACCUGACACGGAUCUUUGAAGGAAAAUAUGCGUCAUUGAGAUAACAGCCGCUAGUGACUACAAAGUAGAAAUUGUACAGUAACAGUGAAGGGGGAAAACACCAAACCUCCCCGAUGUAGGACUAAGGAGCACAUACAAGCCCUAUGUGAUAGACCGUUUUAUAUUUUGGCUGGAUUAUUUCUUAAAGGAGUAAUCCAAUAAAUCCCAAUUUAUUAUUAUUAUUAUUAUUAUUAUUAUUAUUUUUUUUUUUUUACAAAUAGCUGAUAAUAAGAAAAGGAAUAAUACUUGCCCUACCAACCUCCUGCUGUUCUCAUGCCAAUGAUUUUCUGGUCACCAGGUUGUCUCUGUUUUCUGCACUCCAGCAAUGGAGAUAGGUAAACAUGGACCACUAGGGAACCAGGGAAGAGUUAGUACAAGGGCAGCAGAGGUUUGGUAAGGUGAAUAUUACUCUUUAUCAUUUUAUAUGAUUAUUAGCUGUUUUGUAUAAACCCUUAGAAGCCCUUUGUAAGCUAGGAGCAAGGCUUAGCUUCUCCCUAUGCUUUCAUAUCAGAAACUAAAGCAGUCAAAUGUUCCCAAUCGGAAGGCAGGGCCUGAGCUUAGCAGGGGAAUAACUUUUCAGAAACAAAGUAAAACAUUUGUAUAGCUGUCAUGUCAGAUCGCACAAUUCUAAACUAUUGUUAAUGGCAGUGCUAGAAAUACCAGGGGAAUUUAGUUGAUUCACAGGUCUUAAAAUGUUGGUUAGGCUGGGUUCACAUCACGUUUUUUCCCCCAUACGGGAGCACAUACGGCGGGGGGAGCGAAAAACUUGCGCUCCCGUAUCCCUGCUGUAAUUCAUUUCAAUGAGCCGACCGGUUCUCUCUGAUCGGCUCAUUGAAAUUAAUUACAUACCGGCCGCAUACGGCAGGGAUACGGGAGCGCAAGUUUUUAGCUCCCAUCUGCCAUAUGCGCUCCCGUAUGGGGAAAAAACGUGAUGUGAACUCAGCCUAAACCAUAGUCCGGAAAGGGUAAAUGGACCACUGGAUGCUGUGCACCAGCCCAUUCCAUAGUAUAGUGCCUAUAGCAUUAAAGGGGUACUCCACUGCUCAGCG
Hyla sarda is the source of this 5358-nucleotide messenger RNA. RefSeq names its product protein phosphatase 1 regulatory subunit 12A-like. Gene Ontology annotation, biological process: signal transduction. Lineage: Eukaryota; Metazoa; Chordata; Amphibia; Anura; Hylidae. Gene Ontology annotation, molecular function: phosphatase regulator activity; protein kinase binding; enzyme inhibitor activity. Bases 310 to 3039 code for a protein of 909 amino acids. The record is from RefSeq and is a predicted model, not a curated record. Gene Ontology annotation, cellular component: Z disc; A band; cytoplasm. The transcript is spliced from 24 exons.